This is a messenger RNA of Cicer arietinum (chickpea), 1131 nucleotides long. Its product is annotated as senescence-specific cysteine protease SAG39. NCBI's taxonomy places the organism in Eukaryota, Viridiplantae, Streptophyta, Magnoliopsida, Fabales, Fabaceae. The record is from RefSeq and is a predicted model, not a curated record. Gene Ontology annotation, molecular function: cysteine-type peptidase activity. Gene Ontology annotation, biological process: proteolysis.
UAAUAUAUAUUGUUUAUGAUAUAAUAAAUAUCAAUGCAUGCUAACUAAUGCUGUCAUUCCCCAUAUACUAUAAGAACCCAGCCAUGACGACAACUAUAACAUUAAGCCUUGUUGUCUUGUGCAAUCUAUGGAUAACUGCAAGUGCAUGUCCUGCAAUGCACACAAAUAUUUCAACUGAUCCGGAAGUCGUGAAGUAGAGGUAUCAAACUUAGCUGAAAGGGCACGGACGACAUUACAGAGACGGAGAAAAAUUUAAAGUUUGUUUCGACAUUUACCAAUCAAAUGUUCAGUUUAUAGAGUUCUACAACUCUCAAAACUAUUCUUACAAGCUCCCGCCGGCCAACAGGUUUGCAGAUCUUACAAAUGAAGAGUUCCAAAGCACCUAUCAGUAUCAGGGUUAUGUACCGCGGUUGCGUGUAGAGACAGAAUUCAUGUAUCACCAACAUGGGGAUGUGCCAAAAAGCAUAGAUUGGAGGAAGGAAGGUGCGGUUACACAUGUCAAAGAUCAAGGCAGAAGUUGUUGGGCAUUCUCAGCAGUGGCAGCUCUGGAAGGCAUCAACAAGAUAAAAACAGGAAAGUUGGUUUCUCUGUCAGAAGAACAGCUGAUAGAUUGGGAUACUAAACGUGGGAACGAAGGCUGCGAAGGUGGCGACAUGGACAUAGCAUUCACCUACAUAAAAAAACAUGGAGAGCUGGACACUUCUAAAGAUUAUCCUUAUCAAGGAACAGAUGAUAACUGUAACAAGGCCAAAGCUAAAAACCAUGUUGUAACAGUAAACGGCUACGAAAGUGUACCUGCUUGCAAUGAGAAAAUGCUAAAAGCUGCAGUUGCUCAUCAGCCUGUCUCCGUUGCAACUGAUGCUGGAGGUUAUGCAUUUCAAUUUUAUUCAAAAGGUAUCUUCUCUGGAAGUUAUGGAAAGGACCUCAAUCAUGGCAUGACUAUAGUUGGUUAUGGAGAAGAAAGUGGUGAAAAGUAUUGGCUUGUGAAGAAUUCAUGGACAAAUGACUGGGGUAGUGAAUCUGGUUAUGUUAGGUUGAAGCGCGAUACUAAGGAUAAAGAUGGCACUUGCGGCAUUGCCAUGGAUGCUACCUACCCUGUCAAGCAUUAAACAGCAUGCUAGGAUAAUUUAC